This is a messenger RNA of Trichoderma breve, 2466 nucleotides long. Its product is annotated as ankyrin repeats (3 copies) domain-containing protein. Lineage: Eukaryota; Fungi; Ascomycota; Sordariomycetes; Hypocreales; Hypocreaceae. Gene Ontology annotation, molecular function: protein binding. The transcript is spliced from 2 exons. The record is from RefSeq and is a predicted model, not a curated record. Bases 1 to 2466 code for a protein of 821 amino acids. Gene Ontology annotation, biological process: protein localization to ciliary inversin compartment. Gene Ontology annotation, cellular component: ciliary inversin compartment.
AUGCCUCGCAGCAAGCUGCCCUUUCGAUCGAGCUCUGUCAAGGCCGUGGGCUCCAACCUCUUCUCCCGAGGCCGUCGCGACGAUGCACACAAGGAUAUGGUGAAGCAAUCGGGCGAGCCACGGCGUCGUCGGGCGUCUAUUUCGGCGGGCGAGCGGCCGACUCCGGAAUUCCAGCGGCAAUCUGGGGCGAAAGAUUUCAGGUCGCACCAGGAGGUUCAGAGGCCGACGAUGCCGCCCCCAUCGGCUUCAUCCAGCAGGGCUCGAAGCCCGCCACGACGAGAGUCCUUAUCUCGAGGAUCUGUAUCACCUCAUUCUCGCCAGAGAGUAUCAGGCGGUGGAGAUGCUCGUCGCAGCCACCAGUCCCGAUCGCCUCCCCGACGACGAUAUUCCUCUUCGGAAAUUCCUCGACCACGAGAUAUGACGCAUCAACCUCAGUCGCCAGCGCCUUCACGAUCGCAACGGAGUGGCAGUCAUGACCGGCGUGAUCGACAUGGAUAUGGGGGUGCAGUAGCUACAGGCGUACCUCCGUCCUCUCCCCAUCUUGCGCCCAAAGCUGAAUGGAACAGCUCUUCUUCAAGGGAGGCUCGGCAAGAGGCCCGACGAUAUCCGCCUUCAGCAUCGGCAAAUAAUAGACCGCAGCCUGCGAAGCGAGGCAGCUCUCCCUAUCAGAGACCGUCUACAGCUUCUGAUAGCCAUCGCCCUGCUUCCGAUAGAUAUCGCUCCGCUUCGGUAGAUGGCUACGAUAGAAAUUCUCAUUCUCAGCCAAGCUCUUCCCAGCAACCAACAUCGCCCUCUCGCCGUCCGAAGCAUGAGCGCAGAGGCUCAGACAGCUUCUUCAGCAAAUUCCCAACUUCAUUUGCGACAUAUGCGGGAAUUCGUGCGCUUUCGGAGCAUGCCGACAAGGCAAAAGAAUGGGUUGAGUGGUUCAACGACGUAAACGACGCCCCGGAUGAGAUCCGCGCUCUCUCUACUCGGAUAUCCACCACGCGUGACACUAUUCAGCAGAUGAAAGAAUGCCUAGAGGCCAGGCCAGACCUCAUUGAGGACGAAUCAGGACAGGUCCUCAAGUCUCACAUUGAAGACGCCAUCGAAAGCACUAGUGAGACAUUGAAGAAGAUGACGAAAUUGCUGGCGAGUUUUUCUGGAGCUGCCAAGCAAGACAGCACAGCUCUUGGACGCUUGGAAGGCUUCUGGCAUUCGUACAAUUACAAAAACGAGGGUGAGGAGCAGAUUAAAGCCGCCGAUGCCGAGUUGCAACAACAGUUGCUGCAACUUGGUACUCUCAUGUCAAAUAUCUACGCUCGAGCUUUGAAAAGACCAUCACCAGGCAUCUCCACACCAAAUGCAUCUACGCCCCCUCAAACGGCGGCAAGGAUGAACCCUCCGCUAAACACAUCAAUACCGAUGCAGCAGCCAGCAACUUCAAUACCCAGCCGACCUCCCCCAUCACCACAAUUGUCUCCCAAAUCCAAAGGACAUUUUGAGGCAACUGGAAUUUCUCCAAAAGUCGUCCCAAAUCCGCCGACUCCUCCGCGCUCAGAACCAUCAGUUGAGCCGCCGCCUCAGUCUCAUGGCUCUGCCAAUACAAGCACAACGGGCCUUGAUCCGCGUAAUACAAAUCCACUUCCGAAUCCAAAAGAUAUCCUGCUGGAUGCUGCUUGGGAAGGCGACGUCAAAACUGUGGCCAACUGCAUGCGCCAAGCGCCUCCCGACUCAUGCGAUCCUCAUGGACUGACACCAUUGCAUCUCGCUGUCGAGCGUGACCAUAUGGCCGUCGCCAUGUAUCUUCUUGAUCAUGGCGCAAAUGUUCACGCUCGUGCUGACGGUGGCUGCAUGCCUCUUCACUUGGCUGCGCGUUAUUCAACUGCUGCCACAGUAGAGAUGCUUAUCGAGCGCGGCAAGGCUGAUCCCAACUGCCAGACCACUGAUGGAAGAACACCACUUCACUAUGCUGCUAGAUCUGCCGAGGAUGGAGAUUCGGAACGACGAGAAGUGAUUCGCGCAUUACGCGAUUUGGGGGCCAAUCCUACGAUCCAGAAUAGAAGAGGCGAAUUGGCUAGAAAUGUGGCUGAGAAGAGAGACUACUGGGAUGCGGCUGCAACACUGAGAAGAGCUGAACAAAGGUGGGAGCAACGGCAGCAGCAGGAGUUACACAAGCAGCAGCAGCAACAACGAGAACAACAACAGAGAGAGCAGCAACAGAGAGAGCAGCAACAGAGAGAACAGCAACAGAGAGAACAGCAACAGAGAGAACAACAACAGAGGGAACAACAGCAGAGGGAACAACAGCAGAGAGAACAACAACUGCGGGAACAACAACUACGAGAACAACAACUACGAGAACAGCAGCUGCGAGAGCAGAAGCAUCAACAACAACUCAGAGAAGAAGCCACGAGAAACACAAGAGAGAGCAAUCCACCGAAAAAAGAGGGCAGUUGGCUGCAAAGGUACAGGCUAAGGAAAUAA